Mytilus trossulus (common blue mussel) is the source of this 1425-nucleotide messenger RNA. RefSeq lists its product as uncharacterized. NCBI's taxonomy places the organism in Eukaryota, Metazoa, Mollusca, Bivalvia, Mytilida, Mytilidae. The coding region runs from base 172 to 1248 and encodes 358 amino acids. The record is from RefSeq and is a predicted model, not a curated record. The transcript has 3 exons.
UUUAUAGCAUAGUAUUCCGAGUUAGACAAAUAAACUUUCGAACGCGUAGCGUGAGAAGUUUAUUUGGCUAACGAGGAAGGCGUUGCUAUAAAUGAUUUGUGACAUGAAUGACACGCCCAUGACAGUCCGUGCAAAAAAAAUCACGUUUGGCGCGAAAAUCUAUCAAAGCGCAUGAUUCUGAAGGAAGCGAUGAUGGCAGACGCAUUCUCUCUACCCUUAGAGUCUCUACCAGAUUGGCUUGAAAUUGAAAAUGUAGAUACGGAUGAUUUGGUUCUCUCUCAGGUUCUUCAAGAAGUCGAGGAAGACAUGUCGUUAGCCAAUGCGUCGGAAACAAUAGAGGAGAAUAUUAGACUGUCGCAAAUUCAUUCAAAUAUGGAACCAUUUUAUAACAUGAGUGUAUCACAGGCUGUGGAUUACUACCACUUGGGAACAUUUGAGCUAGGAGAUUUCUUGCUAACCGACUUAAAAGAUGAGGAUGUCGAACCGGUGCGUUUCACUGCACCAGUUUCAGAUGAGGAUAUAGAAAAGCUGAUAUCGUCUCAAACAAACGCGAACACGAAAAAGAAUACAAAGUGGUCUAUUGGUGUUUUUAAUGAAUGGAGAAUCGCAAGAUCUAAACAUGGCGAUAGUAUUGCUGACAUACAUAUGCUCGAAGCUGCCGAAAUGAACCACUGGCUACAACGUUUCGUGAUUGAAGUGCGUAAUAAGAAAGGCGAGGAAUAUCCCCCCAAGUCACUCUAUAGCAUAAUAUGUGGAUUAUUGCGCUAUUGCAAGGACAUGAACGUGAAUGAUAAGAACUUUCUUGACGAAAAAGACUUGAGAUUUGUUACUUUCAGACGCGUCCUUGAUUCUCGGAUGAAAGAAUUGUUAUCAAAAGGGUUCGGAACAAAAGUUAAAAGAGCUGAUCCUCUCAGUCUACAAGAUGAAGAAAAUUUGUGGCAAAAGGGGGUUUUUGGAAUGACGAAUUCUGUAUCGCUCCAGCAUACUGCUUUUUUCUAUGCAUGCAAACUUUUUGGUUUGCGAGGACGAGAUGAACACCGUAAUCUAGACUGUUCCCAAUUUGAAAUUGGGACCGACCAAACUGGAAAGUAUUUGCGCUUCAUAGGGAGGAGUACAAAAACUUUCAAAGGAGGUUUAUCCCAUCUUAGUCUGGAUAACAAGGAUAUCAAACAUUACUCCGAAGAAGGUCCUCGAUGCAUUGCUACACAUUUUCAGAAAUAUUUAGAGGCGCUCGGUAAUGUGUUAUAGUAGUCUCAGGUUAGCCACACCACCGAUGAAACGUCAACGGACCACACCAGAAAUGCUUAAAGACGUUACAAAUACUAAAGGGGUUGUUCAAUUUUCAAAUUGCAACUUCAACUUUCACUAACUAAGCUCUGCAUUUGAACAAAAUUUCAUUUCAAUAUGUAAUGAACAAUUUUUGGU